AUGUCUAAACCUACUACCCUGCAAGCGGCCAGCCGCCUCAAAUCUUCCUUCUUAGAGGAUAAGCAGACUUUCGGUGCCUGGCAGAUGCUUCCUGGGUCCAAUAUUUCUAGACUAUUGGCCCGAUCUGGCGUGGAUUGGGUUUUGGUCGACUGCGAGCACGGGAAUAUUGACGACGCCGCCAUGCACGAGGCCGUCCCGGCUAUCGCUGCGGUAGGGUGCUCACCCAUAGUCAGACUACCCGACAUGCAAGGAUGGAUGAUCAAGCGUGCUUUGGACAGUGGAGCCCAUGGAAUCCUCGUCCCCCUAGUCCGUACCGUUUCAGAGGCAGAGCAGCUCGUUGUCGACGCUAAAUUCCCGCCUAAGGGUCGACGCGGCUUCGGCUCCCUCAUCGCCCUCGAGCGCUUUGAACCCAACCCUACUCUAACUGAGUAUCUGCACCAGGCCAACGACGCCCUCGUCACCAUCAUACAGAUCGAGACCAAAGAGGCUUUUGAGAGCGUCGAGGAGAUCGCAGCCACCGACGGUGUCGACGCCCUCUUCAUUGGGCCGUUCGACCUUGGAAACAACAUCGGCUACCCUGUCCAAAAGGGUAUUCUUAACUCGCAGCUGAAGGCCGCCAUGUCUCGAAUCUUGGCUGCAACUCGCAAAGCAGGAAAGAAAUGUGGCGUCUACUGUAAAGACUCGAAUCAAGCGCGAGAGUUUGCUGAGCAAGGAUAUGACAUGAUCGUCGCGGUCACGGAUUACACUGCCAUUCAGCAUAUCGCUAGGGAAGAAUUGAGUUUUGCGAAGGGUGACUCAAAGCCUGAUGGAUCAGGCGUUUUUUAA
Molecule: messenger RNA, 825 nt
Organism: Trichoderma asperellum CBS 433.97
Lineage: Eukaryota; Fungi; Ascomycota; Sordariomycetes; Hypocreales; Hypocreaceae
Cellular component (GO): cytoplasm
Molecular function (GO): aldehyde-lyase activity
Source: RefSeq, a predicted model, not a curated record